Molecule: messenger RNA, 729 nt
Organism: Pelmatolapia mariae (spotted tilapia)
Lineage: Eukaryota; Metazoa; Chordata; Actinopteri; Cichliformes; Cichlidae
Gene: cldn18
Product: claudin 18
Exons: 5
Coding region: 1-729 (242 amino acids)
Biological process (GO): bicellular tight junction assembly; cell adhesion
Cellular component (GO): plasma membrane; bicellular tight junction
Molecular function (GO): structural molecule activity
Source: RefSeq, a predicted model, not a curated record
AUGGCGCCUUCAGUUCUGCAAAAUGGUGGAUUCAUCUUGGGUCUCAUCGGUGCAACUGCCCUCAUUGCAGCCACAGCCAUGAACAACUGGAGCGUUAAGGACAGGCAGGAGCAGGUCGUGACCUCCGUUUAUACCUACAAGGGUCUGUGGCAAGACUGUGAGACGACCUCCGCCGGACUCACAGAGUGCCGCCCGCUCUACGGCCUUCUGGGUUACUCAGGUACCUUCCAGGCGGUGCGAGCUCUGAUGGUAGUGGGUGUGGUGCUGAGCGUGCUCGGGACGCUGAUAUCAGUUUUUUCCCUGAGCUGCCUCACAAUGAACAAGAUGGCAGACAGCGCAAAGGCUAAGAUGAGCCUCACUGCUGGCAUCAUGUUCAUCAUCGCAGGUGUGUGUGGCAUUGCAGGAGCUUCUGUGUAUGCCAAUCAAAUUGUGGAAAGUUUCAGGACGUCCACCUACACCAGCUACACACAAGAAAUGAUGGGAGAGGGGAUGGGAAUGGGUGGAGUAGAAAUAACCACUUACACAUUUGGCCCAGCACUGUUCGUUGGCUGGAUCGGCGGGGGCGUCCUGCUCAUUGGUGGCAUCCUGAAGUCUCUCGCUUUCAGAGAGAUGAUAAAAGAUGAGAAACCACGUUACCCAGGGGUUGUGUACAAACCUCAGUCCAACAACAAAACUGAAGUGAUGGACCACCGCUCAGAGGGAGGCAAGAAAGAGCACCAGUAUGUGUAA